AUGUCAGAUGCUGGCGAUAUGAUCAACGAGCGGUUAUUGUUGAAAGAGUUGGAAGGUGUAGGGGUGUUCAAGUUGGGAAACUUUACAUUGCAAAGUGGUCAGAUUUCUCCAAUUUACGUGGAUCUUCGUCUACUCUUCACGUCACCCAAAGUGCUUAGGUUAGCAGCGAUUUGUAUGUGCAAUUUGAUGGAAGCGCGGAAUUUAAAGUAUGAUUAUCUCAUAGGUGUGCCAUACGCAGCACUACCGCUUUCAACGAUUGUUGCUGAUCAAUUGGAGAAGCCAAUGUUGUUGCGGCGUAAAGAAGUGAAAUCAUAUGGAACAAAAAAAAAUAUCGAAGGCAACUAUGAAACUGGGAAGCGAGUUCUGAUCAUCGAAGAUGUUGUCGUUUCAGGUAAAAGUAUUUUGGAAACGAUUCUUGUAUUACGUAAUGAAGGUCUGAUCUGUGAAGAUGCUGUGUGUGUUUUGGAUCGUGAACAAGGCGGUCCACAAAAUCUCCAAGCUGAAGGAAUUACUCUACAUAGUUUCGUGGGAAUGAGCAAAGUGCUUGAUUUCCUGAUCGAUAUCGGCACCAUUACUACAAAAAAUAAAGAAGACAUUCUCUAUCAGUUAACACUUCCUCCACCACCAUCAACAACUCAAAAAAUACAAUGCAAUGAUUGGUCAUUAACAACACGGAGAAACUCUACGGAAAAUCCUUUAAAUAAAAGGCUAUUGGAAAUAAUGAAUAAAAAAAAAACAUGUUUGUGCAUAGCAAUUGAUGUCAUCAAAUGUGAAGAGAUCAUACAAAUUAUUGAAAAGACUGGAGGUUAUAUCUGCGCUGUAAAGCUUCAUGCUGAUGUGAUUGAAGAUUUCAAUGAUUCUUUUGUGCAAAAACUUGCAUCGUUGGCUAGUAAUCUUGAUUUCAUCAUUUUUGAAGACAGAAAGCUAGCAGACACUGGCAAUACAACAAAUUUACAGCUUACAAAAGGACCAUUCAAAAUAGCAUCUUGGGCACAAAUUGUCUCUGUGCAUGCUCUUUGUGGACAGUCUGUUUUGAAUGUCAUAAGAAAGAUCGUUAAUCAACCGGAGUCAAAACUUACUGGCUGUCUGUUGGUUGUGGAAAUGAGUUCUGGAGCCAUCACUAAUUCGGAGGAAUAUUUGAAUGCUGCACUGCAGUUGGCAAAAAACAAUCGUGAUAUCGUAAGUGGAUUCAUUUGCCAAAAACGUUGUGCCGAUAUACCGGAUUUUCUGUACUGGACUGCAGGAGUUCAUAUGGAUGCAAUAACCGAUGGAAUUGGUCAAAAUUGGCGUACAAUAGAACAUGCAAUAGGCGUAGAUGGAAACGACAUAGUGAUGGUGGGACGAGCAAUUACUGGUGUAGCUGAUAUCAAUACUCAGAUCCGGCGAUAUCGUGACGCUGCAUGGGAAUCAUUUAUUUACAAGCAGCAAAACCACUGA
Acanthocheilonema viteae is the source of this 1437-nucleotide messenger RNA. The record is from the annotation of a GenBank genome assembly. NCBI's taxonomy places the organism in Eukaryota, Metazoa, Nematoda, Chromadorea, Rhabditida, Onchocercidae.